Messenger RNA from Epinephelus lanceolatus (giant grouper), 2635 nucleotides. RefSeq names its product selenoprotein P (gene selenop). Gene Ontology annotation, molecular function: selenium binding. Gene Ontology annotation, biological process: selenium compound metabolic process. Gene Ontology annotation, cellular component: extracellular region. NCBI's taxonomy places the organism in Eukaryota, Metazoa, Chordata, Actinopteri, Perciformes, Serranidae. The record is from RefSeq and is a predicted model, not a curated record.
GCAGAGUAUAAAAGGGGGGAGCAGCGGAGGAAGAGAGUUGUUUUUGUUCAAGGAGUUGCAGCAACGCAGAGCUGAGCUGAGAGAAAGAAACUUUUUACACAAGGGAUUGGGGCAGAGAGGAGGCACCACAGGGAUGUGGGCGUGCCUCAGCCUGCUCAUCACUCUCUGCCUGCUCCAUGGGGGCGGUGCAGAGAGUGACGGGGGCGGUCCUCGCUGUCAGCUGCCACCAGCCUGGAAGAUAGGGGAGGUGGAGCCGAUGAAGGGGGCCAUGGGUCAAGUGACGGUGGUGGCUCUUCUGCAGGCCAGCUGAUUGUUCUGCUUGGUGCAGGCCUCCAGAAUGGACGGCCUGCGCCAGAAGCUUGAGAAUCAGGGCCUGAAGGACGUGGUCUACAUGGUUGUUAACCAGCAGGGGGAGCAAGCACAGCGCCUGCACCCCAUGCUGGCCCUGAAACUGUCAGAGAACAUCACACUCUACAAGCAGGACGAGCAACAGCCUGACAUCUGGCAGGCACUGGGCGGAGAGAAAGAUGACUUCCUCGUCUAUGACAGGUGUGGUCGUCUCACCUACCACAUUUCUCUUCCGUACUCCAUCAUCGGACAAGGUCAUAUUGAGGGUGCGAUCAAAGAUACCUACUGCAAACGCGUCUGUGGGGACUGCACACAUGAGAGCACUGAGACCCCAGAGGAGUGCACGAGAACACCAGAUGCACAGCCUGAUGCAGACACCGCCCCACCUGUGGAGGAUGGUUAUGGUCACCAUCAUGGUCACCACCACGGCCAUGGCCACCACCACGGCCAUGGUCACCACCACGGCCAUGGCCAUCAUGGUGUUGAUCAUGGCGUUCAUCCCCGUGGGCAUGAUCACAACCAUGGCCAGCAGGGUGUUAGUCAGCAGGGACAGGAGCAAGUUGGAGGAGAUCAUUUAGAUUUAGGCCAGAUGCAGCAAGUAGUGCACAUGCACCAGAUGCCACAGGAUGCCCAAGGGGCCCCUGUGAGGCCUUGAGUAACAGAGAAGGCUAGCUGAAAGUCAAAGUACAGCUGACAGUGGGCAGCAGGCUCUGAAAACGAAGUCGCUCCCAAGGCCAGCUGAUGCUGACACUGACGCAGGCUGUUUGGUGACGCAGGGAGCGAACAGCCGGUCGGUUUGUGACACUGUAAUGAGGCACUUCCCGCCUCCUGACAGUGACACGGGCUGAUGGGCGAUGCAACCAAUAAUGUCAGGGAGAACUGACAGUGACGCUCGCCUCCUGCUGAAUGACAGCAGCCUCAGCAAACUCCAUGAGCCUGACCCGCAGGCAUGAGCUGAGGAUGAGAGCAGCUGUAAGCUGCCUCUGAUAUCAGCUUCAUACUAAUACCAGCCAGAAACACCAGGGUCAAGUGCUCUUUUUACCAACUAGUAUUACCCUGGGAGAGGGCAGAGCAACUCCUGACAGCGUGCAUGUAGGAUAGAUGAACAUGAGUCCAACAUCACACUGAUGAAGACACAAUAAACACAUCAAGCAAAGCAUGCACUGGCAGCUUGUUAACUCAUUACAUUUGGCAAAAGAUAUGCAAAUAAUUUGUGCCUUGAAGAACAUACACCAUGUUUCACCUGUCUCUGCGUGUCUGUCAGUGGGUUGCUCUCACCCUUGCUCAGGAGUGUAUGUGGUUGUCAUGUUCAUAAAUGACCUCCUCCAUUUUGCUAUCUCCAUCCUUAAUGAAUCCAGGCGCAGAAACUACGCUCUAGUGGCGUCUGUAUGAAAUCCGGCAGGAGACAGAGGAGAGGGUAGUUCAGGAGCAUGAUAAACACUUUAAACAAGUUCAAGAUGUAAGGAUAUUUGAGGGAACAGAAAAAGAUAUGAUCUUCAAAUACGGGAAAAAUUACAUUCGAUUAUUAUCAGAAAUCCUUGAAGACGGUUUUACUGGGAAAACCUGAAAGCAUUGACUUGUUACUGAGAAAAAAAUAAGUCUAAAAAACAUUUCAAAGCAGACUUUAAAAAGUUUAUACCAGUGAUGUUUUUGUCUGUAACACAAGCUAUUGAUUGAUUGUUCUUGGGCACAUAUAACAGCAGUAACUACCAUGAAUGUCUUUUUUUAUGUUUGUCCUUAAAAGUGCUGUAUGUAACUCUGGAGAAAGACAGAUGAUUUUUUGAGUCUCAUUCCCAGGCCGUCAAAUACCGACGCUCUGAGUUGGUGGUUCAGUCAGACUACCUACCCAAAGCGUCAGUAUUUGACGACCUGGGAAUGAGACUCAACGAUCCUCUAUGUUUCUCCAGAAUUCACACAGCACUUUGAAAGUCUGCAAGCUAAAACACCUAUCAGGAGUAGCAUUUUAAAUGCUAAGUACACGGUAUUUCCUGUGUAUGUUUUCUUAACAUUUUCUAGAUUUGCUAUGCAGGUUGCAAAAUAGCACAAAUUUAUACACGGCUUGCUUAAAGAAAAAAAAAAAAUACAUGACUCUACAGUUUGGAAAAGGGAAGAGAGAAAACGAUUGUGAAGCAGUAACGACUAUUGGAAUACACUCUGUAAUUAAUGAUGGUUUCUGCGGGAAGAUAACAGUCACCCUGAAAACCUGAUGCUUUUACAGAGAGUUGUAUUGUGUUAAGGCUGUCAAACAUAGAAACUGAGAGUUGAAUAAAGAUGGUGGAGUCCCUUU